Protopterus annectens (West African lungfish) is the source of this 440-nucleotide messenger RNA. RefSeq names its product ribosomal protein S21 (gene RPS21). Gene Ontology annotation, molecular function: structural constituent of ribosome. Lineage: Eukaryota; Metazoa; Chordata; Ceratodontiformes; Protopteridae. Bases 134 to 385 code for a protein of 83 amino acids. Gene Ontology annotation, biological process: endonucleolytic cleavage to generate mature 3'-end of SSU-rRNA from (SSU-rRNA, 5.8S rRNA, LSU-rRNA); endonucleolytic cleavage in ITS1 to separate SSU-rRNA from 5.8S rRNA and LSU-rRNA from tricistronic rRNA transcript (SSU-rRNA, 5.8S rRNA, LSU-rRNA); translation. The transcript has 6 exons. The record is from RefSeq and is a predicted model, not a curated record. Gene Ontology annotation, cellular component: ribosome; cytosolic small ribosomal subunit.
UGGACGCGACCGCUGUGGAGGGCGCUCAUUAUGUAGGACCUUCUUACAACUUCCGGUAAAAUUGAGGUUCCUUCCUUUUUGGAUUUGGUUAUCUCAACUCAAGGAGAUUCUGCCUUGACUACUUUAAUUCAGAAUGCAGAACGACGCUGGCGAGUUUGUGGACUUGUAUGUCCCCCGCAAAUGUUCCGCUAGCAAUAGAAUAAUUGGAGCCAAAGACCACGCCUCUAUUCAGCUCAACAUUGCUGAGGUUGACAAGACCACAGGGAGAUUCAGUGGACAGUUUAAAACCUAUGCCAUCUGUGGUGCCAUCAGAAGAAUGGGUGAGUCUGAUGAUGCAAUUCUAAGGCUGGCGAAGAAUGAUAGUAUCGUAGCCAAGACGUUCUGAUGAAGAUCUUCGGGAUGAGAACUUGGUUAAUUUAAAUAAACAGUUAAAAAGAAAA